GUGGGGGGUAUAACUAAGUACUUUACUAGGAAACAAUUAAGCUAAAAAAUCACCUAUUAUUGUUAUUGUUAUUAUUAUUAUUAUAACUUUAACUUCUAAAAAUGUCUUGGUAGAUGUUUUAACCGAGUUUGACAACAGAGUGCGUUUGUCGCGAUGGCAACAGUGACAGCAGCAGCUUAGCUAACGUUCGGCUAGCUGUUAGCUGCUAGUAGCUGCUAGCCGCUACUAGCCGCUACUCCCGUUCACUUCCAUUUUAACACAUUAGCAUUUGACAGCUAGCACUGUGUUAGCAUUGUGUUAGCAUUAUGUUAGCAUCAGAUUCAAACAAGUGGUUCUCGCUGGAAGAUAAUGUCAAUAUGAAGUUAUAUAUAUAUAGUGGAGUUAACUUCUUUUAAAGCAAAGCGCCACUUUCAUUGAAGGUUAUUAAAGUUAACCUAGAAGCAGUGAUAGUUUAUAAACGCUUUAUUUUAGUUGUUUUUCCUUCUUAUUAAAGAGACUUAGCUUAGCUUAGCUUCGUUAGCUCAGUUCAGCAAAGUUGACUGAUUUAACAACAUUUUACAGCCUUAUUAGUGAUGUGUGCGCGAUAUGUAUUUUAAUCUCUGAUGGAUUCACUGAGAUAUUUUGAACAAUAAGACUGCCACCACACAAGCAAGCAAAGUCUUCCACUUUUCUUUUUUUUGCUUUCCUCCUUCCUCCUCCUCUUCCUCCUUCCUUCUUCAAAGUUAGCUGAAGUUGUUUAAAAAAAAAAAACUGCAGCCCGCACCAUGUCCGGCUCCCCAGGCACAGGUGGCUCAAACCCCAGGAAGUUCAGCGAGAAGAUAGCUCUGCACAACCAGAAGCAAGCAGAGGAGACACGGGCCUUUGAACAGCUGAUGACAGAUCUCACUGUGUCAAGGGUGCAGUUUCAGAAGAUCCAGCAGCUUCGUGAGUCUCAGUCUCGAGCUCCGUACUACGGCGGCUCUCUGCCCAACGUCAACGCGAUCGGCAACGCCAGCGUUGAAUUUCAGGGUGGCUUCCCUUCAGGGUUGGACUCCGUCAGAGGAACCCGCCACCAUGGACUGGUCGAGAGGGUCCACAGAGACCGCAACCGCAUCAACUCUCCCCAUCGCCGACCCAUCGACAAGCACGGACGGCAGAUGGAGAGCUCUCCGUAUGGAACGGUGUACCUGUCUCCACCUCCGGACAACAACUGGAGAAGGGAACAGCAGCCAUGGACUGAGGAAAAACGGCCGGGGUUUAGAUUAAUAUCACAACUCAACAGUUUUGUGUUUGUGUUUCAGGUCCAGACUCUGGCAUCAAGGCCUAAAUCCUGUGAAGUGCCUGGAAUCAACAUAUUCCCGUCUCCGGAGCAGAACCCCAGUCUGUCUCACUACCAGAGCUCGUUAAAUACCGGCGGCUCACUGCCCGACCUCAGCAACCUGCACUUCCCCUCCCCCCUCUCCACACCGCUGGACCCAGAGGACAACGGAGGGUACCCCAAUCUCAGCGGGGGCAGCAGCACCGGGAACCUGCCGGCCGCCAUGAUGCACCUCGGCAUCGGAAACUCACAGGGUCUCUCCUCCUCUCUGAGCAACCCUUCAAUCCAGGCGUCCCUUAAUAACUGCCAACUGCAGUCAUCGCUCAGCAAUCCCUCCAUCAACUCGUCCCUGCGCAUGUCCAGUAACUCUCCACGGAGACGGCCAGCUCCCAUCAGCCCCCUCACCUUGUCUCCCGGUGCCGAGCAGCGUAGAGGUCUGGCCAAGCAGCUGUCUCCCACCAUGUCCCCCUCGCUGUCCCCCAUCACACAGGGAGUUGCUUUGGAUACCAGCAACAUGCCAAGGGAGCCGCCCCCGCCCUAUCCGCUCUACCAACAGUCCCAGCAUGCAGUGGACCAGGGCCGACAGUGCCAGCAGCACCACCAGCAGCACCAGCAGCACCACCAGCAGCAGCAGCAGCAGCAGCAGCAGCCGGUUUCUCCUCUUCAGAGCAUCCAGCUGGACUUCAACGCCAGCCAACACAACAACAUGGCGACGCUCUUCAACGACCCUUUCAUGGAGCAACAGUUCUCCAAUCGUCAGAGCAAGGCCCAGGCCUAUCAGUUGGACCAGUUCAGCCUGUUGGAAAACGCGAUGAGCUCAACGGCGGGGGGUUCUUGCUUCGACCCUUCCUCCUCUUCUCUCUACUACUCCCAGGCGGCUCUGGCUGGGCUGGGUGGUAGCCACGGAAACCUGCAGGACCCCAUGCACAUGAGGUCCAACAUGUUGUACUCCAACUGCAGCGGAGGACUGCCCAACAUCAUACUCACCGAUGACUCCAACCCCAGUCUGUCAAAGGACAUCAGCAGCGCCCUCUCGACGGUGCCUGAAUGUUUUGACUCGGAGGGAGGCUUCCCGCUGGAGGACGAGCUACGCAUCGAGCCUCUCAGCCUGGACGGUCUGAGCAUGCUCAGCGAUCCCGACAUGGUGCUGCCGGACCCGUCGGUGGAGGAUAGUUUCCGUAGUGACAGACUCUGAGCCUGACGAGCGUCACUGGAAACAAGAAAGAAAGAGACUUUUUUUUUUUUUUUUUUUUUUGUGGUUCGUUUUUUGUUGGGUUUUUUUUUCUUUCUCCUUCACACACACACACACACACACACACA
Scomber japonicus (chub mackerel) is the source of this 2617-nucleotide messenger RNA. It is a transcript of the gene crtc3, whose product is annotated as CREB regulated transcription coactivator 3. Gene Ontology annotation, cellular component: nucleus; cytoplasm. Lineage: Eukaryota; Metazoa; Chordata; Actinopteri; Scombriformes; Scombridae. Gene Ontology annotation, biological process: protein homotetramerization; positive regulation of transcription by RNA polymerase II. The record is from RefSeq and is a predicted model, not a curated record. Gene Ontology annotation, molecular function: cAMP response element binding protein binding.